Notolabrus celidotus (New Zealand spotty) is the source of this 812-nucleotide messenger RNA. RefSeq names its product smx5 (gene lsm2). Gene Ontology annotation, cellular component: U6 snRNP; P-body; Lsm1-7-Pat1 complex. Bases 130 to 417 code for a protein of 95 amino acids. NCBI's taxonomy places the organism in Eukaryota, Metazoa, Chordata, Actinopteri, Labriformes, Labridae. The record is from RefSeq and is a predicted model, not a curated record. Gene Ontology annotation, molecular function: RNA binding. The transcript is spliced from 5 exons. Gene Ontology annotation, biological process: mRNA splicing, via spliceosome.
GCAGCUUUGGCUCCCUCUAGUGGCGCUUCCUGGUGAUGUCAUAUUGCACGUCCAUCAGUCGCAGGAAUUCCACACAGCGUAAUACGUCAUCAACGUCCGACGCACAAGCACAAGAUACCAGCAGCAACAAUGCUCUUCUACUCGUUCUUUAAGUCUCUGGUGGGGAAAGAUGUGGUGGUGGAGCUCAAAAACGACCUGAGCAUCUGUGGGACACUUCACUCUGUGGACCAGUACCUGAACAUUAAGCUCACAGACAUCAGCGUCACAGAUCCAGAGAAAUAUCCACACAUGCUCUCUGUGAAGAACUGUUUCAUCCGUGGGUCCGUGGUCCGGUACGUCCAGCUGCCUGCAGAUGAAGUGGACACACAGCUCCUGCAGGACGCUGCACGAAAAGAAGCCAUGCAGCAGAAGCAGUGAUUGACCCGCAGGGUGGGGUUUGGUUUCAGGGUGGGUGGGACGGAGGUUUUCUGUUUGAACAUGAUAAGGUUGUGUAUCUUUUGAAAGUGGGUCAAACAUUGUUGUUGUUUUUCUGUAUUUUCAGAGAGAACUUAAUUUCAUUCCUGACGUUUGUGAUCACAAAUUUUACAAAGUAGGACGUAUUGGAAAAGAUCUUUACCCCACAGGCGGUGCAGGAGACUUUAUUUGAUCCUGACUUUUGUUUAGUUUUUUAAAGACACCUACUAAGUAAAUUUUUGAGUCCAGAUGAGGUGAAGAUCUGCUUCAGUUUCUGAAGCGCUGUUGCUUCUCUUUCAAACACACAACAGUUUUUUUUAUGUCACUUCAAAAUAAAAAUAUUUUAUUUAUAUUUUGAA